AUGCUAACAAGAUCCCUAAUCCUUCACACAAAAGACAACCACAAACUCCUAAACCUCCUUUCCAAAUUCAAACUCUCCAGUCCCAGCUUAAACUCCUUCGAGCAGCAACAAAAAAUUGACCAUGCUCUCCAAGAAUACGACCGAAUAAACCUGACUAAAGAUAUAGAACAAAUCGAAAAUAUUAAGAACAAGAAGUUCUCAGGCGUCGAUUUCCAACUGAGUGAGAUUCAUCAUAAUAUGGAAGCUAAUGCGAGGCUAUUUCCUGCUUUUUCAGAUACGAAUAUUAAGGAUUAUGAGAGAUAUGGAACGCUUGAGAGUGGAUUUAAGACUAGUGCGCAAGGGUUGCAGGUUAAUACGGCAAAGAUUAUGUUUGAUAAGAUUCAUUCAGGGAUUAGUAGGAAAAAUACUGUUUUUGAUAUGGAUGAUGAGCCGGAGUUAGUGGAGGCUUCUACGAUGACUGAGUUGCCCGAUCCUUUGUUGGUCAAGCUUGAGGCUAUGAAGAAACUCUUACAAAAAUCUAAGGUUAAAGUUGAAGAGAAAAAUGAAGCAAAUAAAAAGCUAGUGUCAAAACUGAAAUUAGUGAAGGAUGAUUUCUCUCUAAUCUCUCGUGAUCGUAGAGACCUCGAGUUACAAGUUGAGCAUGAGAAAAAAAAGUUCUAUAACCUCAUUAAAAAAAAAAACACAAGAAUUAAGAAAUUGGAAGAGCAAAAUUUUAACAAGGAAAUCCAAGUGAAGACUCUCACCAGACAGAUCACAAAUCUACAGGAUGAGAAGAAGUUAUUCCUGCAAAACUUAGAGAAUACUCAGUCUGAGCUGAAGAAGAACAAACUAUUGGUCAGGUCUCUAACUAAAUAAACUUGAGAGCAAAGAUCUCGAGGAUUUUCUCAGAAGAGAAAAUCAAGAUUUAAGUUGGAAGAAAACUCCUGGCGUAGAUUUUGAGUGACAGACUCAGGCAGAGACUCAGCAUGGGUUUGGCUCAGUUAAUCUUGAGAGAAUGCCAACAGGAGUGGUAUCCAGGAAGCCUGCAAUGAAACAUCUCUUGGCUGCAUUUAACGCCAAACUAUCUUUCUUACCUCUCUCCUUAAAAACUAAUAAAAUUCAUAUAAGCGCCUCUUCAGUUUCAAUCUACCAACCAUAUAAAAUCCCAAACAAGUUAUAUCAUCGACUCCUUUACUCCAAAUUCUCAAAAGCCUCAUUUCACAUAGAAGAAGACAAAGAGACCACUCAAACCCCCAAAGCUUCAUCCAAACGUCCCUCUAAAAUUCCAACUACAAAAUUUGCCAAGGCAAGAUUCCUUGGUCUCAAAGUCCCGCACUGCUCAACCUCAAGGAACUUCAGGAGCUAUGACUUGCUGAAGAAAGCUUCACUUCUGAAGUACGAGCAUAAGUUUAAUAAGCCAGCUGAUGAUUUCAAGUCUAAGACUCCAAGAAUGAGGGUGGUUAAACAAAUUGAGAUAGAGGAAAUUCUUAAGAAGAACUACUCAGGGUUCUUACCAAUCCCUGAAGCUCCCUUACAGCCUGAUUUCAAAACUUUCGAACCUGUCUUAAGGAAAGCACGCAAGGAUAAACUGCAAUUAGCCUCAGGUUCGAAGCUGAAUAAUACUUCCUUCUUCAAUAGCGGGAAAAAAGAGAUGAAGUACUAUAAUUACACUGGAGAUGAGAUUGAUUUCAGGCUGAAACCAACCUCAGAAGGGAGGAAGUAUUCAAACAUUUCAUAACCAGAUCAGCUCAAUUAUA
Moneuplotes crassus is the source of this 1736-nucleotide messenger RNA. The record is from the annotation of a GenBank genome assembly. NCBI's taxonomy places the organism in Eukaryota, Ciliophora, Spirotrichea, Euplotida, Euplotidae.